Molecule: messenger RNA, 572 nt
Organism: Panicum virgatum (switchgrass)
Lineage: Eukaryota; Viridiplantae; Streptophyta; Magnoliopsida; Poales; Poaceae
Exons: 1
Coding region: 96-434 (112 amino acids)
Source: RefSeq, a predicted model, not a curated record
GGCCUGAGCGCGUCCGUCCGUUACGCCGCGGAGACGGCGAGAGACGGACGACCCGGCAGAGGACCCAACCGACCCGGCGGCGGCGGCGGGGAGCAAUGGAGUGGGGCGACGCGUGGAUGGCCCCCGACAAGCUGCAGCACGCCCUGGCCUGCUUCCUCAUCACCCUGCUCGCCGCCGCGCUUGCCGGCCGCAGCGCCCGCCCGGGGAUUCGGCGCCGCGCCGCGGCCGUCGGCUCCGCGGCCUCGCUCGCGGCCGGCGCCGCCAAGGAGGCCGCGGACGAGGCCGGAUUCUUCGGGUCCGCCGGCGCCUCGCCCAAGGACGCCGCCGCCGACCUCCUCGGCGUCGCGGCCGCCGCGCUCGUCCUCGCCCUGCUCCGCCGCCGGCGCCGCGAGAGGAAGGCGCGCGACGACGGCGACGGCGUCUCCAUGGUCUGACGGGCCGCCGGCCGGCUCCGAUCUAUUUGGGUUCGUUUGCUGUAGAUUAGUAGAGUCUACUGGUCUCUAACCUCGAAGGCAAGCUCGAUGUACACAAAGUUUAGUUGAAACAAUUGGAAAAUUUGUUUCUUGUUUGCU